Messenger RNA from Theileria equi strain WA, 1389 nucleotides. RefSeq lists its product as hypothetical. The transcript is spliced from 3 exons. The coding region runs from base 1 to 1389 and encodes 462 amino acids. The record is from RefSeq and is a predicted model, not a curated record. NCBI's taxonomy places the organism in Eukaryota, Apicomplexa, Aconoidasida, Piroplasmida, Theileriidae.
AUGGAAAUGGUUGCUGAAGCCAUGAUUUCAUGCGGUAGCAUUGGUAUUGCAAAAAACAAAUUGUACAAUAGAAUGGCUGAAUAUUUACAAAAGAGAAUUGUCUACUUUGAGAACCAAAAUUUGGUUUGCAGAAUUUUUGAUGCUCUGAGUCUCGUAAAUGUUCCACAGUAUGGACUUUACAAUCAGGUUGUUACUCUGGCGGAAUGUAUACCAAAUUGGCUGCACUUGAAACACCUCAUUUCUAUCGCAAGGUCCGGAGUAAAGGUUGGUAUUGUGGACGACAGAAUCUUUCGUUGCAUUGUCUUCAAGGCAAAGGAUAUCCCCGAAUGUACAGCAGAAGAGCUUGUCCCAGUUGUUAAACUAUCGCAUAAUUUCGCCAGCAGCCUGGCCAGAGAUGAAGAUGGGCUAAAGAGAUGGUACAAAUUUUUGUUUACCAUUUUAGAGAGCCUGGAUGAAAGAUCUAGCGUGGAUAUAGAGAAUUUGAUGGAGUUAUUAGAAGGUCUGGUAACGAUUCAAGUCAAAACUGCACAAAUUGAACAACUUUCUGCCCGGAUACUACAAGGGGCUGAGGAUGUCAACAUUUGCAAGAUUACAGCUCUUUUUGGUAUACUAGGAAAGGUAGAGUCUGAGGCUCUCUUUGGCACACUAGAACGAAUAAUUGAUGAGAGUAUACAGUCGCUAGAUGGUAACCAGUGCUCAUGUCUAAUUUGGGACAUGAUAGCCAUUGGAUUCCCCUACAACUCUCUGGUUCUCAGCAAAGUUGUCCAGAGAUUUAACCAACUAAAGCCGAAAAACAAUGAACAUCUUCUCUCGAUUAUAUCAACAAUGAUAAAGUUCAAUGCAAGGGGAAAUCCGGGGGAAAUGCUGGGUAAGCACUGGAGGGAAUUUCUCAAGAUUACGCAAGACUACAAGGACGUUUCAUGGCACAGAGAGUCUGAGGACGUGGAAAUCAUCAAGGGCGUUGCUAGGGGAAUACAAGGAGCCCAGACUUUUGUCAGGGAAUUUCCAUACACUGUCGACAUUUCUAUACCAGUAGAGGAACUUGGAGGAUUCUCUGGCGGUGGAAGACACGCUAGUGGAACUUUUGGUGUCGUAAUUCCGGUAGAAGGUCAAGCAGGAGCUCUGGAAGAAGCGCUAGACACCGGACCUUCUCCACAAGAGCUCCGCUCUAGCCCCUAUUCUGCACCUGCUGACAGCCAUUCUAAUGCACCUGUGGAAUCUUCGUCUUAUGAUCCGUUGGGAUGUGUAGAGCGGAAAUCUGAAGGUGCCAAGGAAGGCCAAAAAAUCGCUCUCUUUUUCUACCGCCGUGACCAGAACCCAUUCGUCAUCACAAUCCGCCCAGACGGAAGCCACGAGCGCAGGUUCAACUUUUACAAUCAGACCAGGUAA